AUGGAAGGCUCUUCUUCCAGAUUAUUCGAGAAUGGUAGAACGUUCUUCUUCCAGAUUAUUCAAGAAUGUGGGAAUUUGGGGUUCUGUAAUGCUAGAACAUUGAAUCCUUGCAAGUGUUUGCAAGGUUGUCGACCCCUUGAUGGUGUUUCUUGGGAUUCUGGGGAUUUUUCCGGCGGUUGUCAUCGUGAGAGCAAUGAUGUGUGCUGUGAAAAUGAUGUGUUUGAGGUGGUUGGGCCGGUGAAUUAUGACGGUGCAAUUGUGGAUGAUUUAUACUUAAGGGUACAAAAGGGGAUAAUCACAGAGAAGAACAAAGAGAAAACCUUGGUUUUGAUUGGUACAAUUUGUGGGUUUUUAGUGGUGUUGAUGUUGCAUGUUGAAAUUUUAUUGGGUUGGAGGAAGAUGAGGAUCAAGAAGACGAAGAGAGAAGAAGAGGAAGGUGUGUUUUCGGUGACGAAUUUGAAGGUGUUUACUUACAAAGAGCUUCAUGUAGCCACUAGGGGAUUCUCUGAGAAGCUUGGCCAUGGAGGUUUCGGAGCAGUGCUUCGUGGAAAGUUAUCGGAUUCUUCCAUUGUAGCUGUGAAGAGGCUUGAAAGACCUGGUGGUGGUGAGAGAGAGUUUAGAGCAGAGGUGUGCACAAUUGGGAACAUUCAACAUGUUAAUCUUGUAAGAUUAAGAGGAUUUUGUUCUGAGAAUUCUCAUAGGCUUCUUGUUUAUGAUUACAUGCCUAAUGGUCCUUUGAGUGUGUAUUUGAAAAAGGAUGGUCAAAGUUUGAGUUGGGAUGUUAGAUUUCGGGUUGCAAUGGGGACUGUCAGAGGCAUUGCCUAUUUACAUGAGGAAUGUAGAAAUUGUAUCAUACAAAGUGGUAACCAACGUUGA
Messenger RNA from Ilex paraguariensis (yerba mate), 876 nucleotides. The record is from the annotation of a GenBank genome assembly. Lineage: Eukaryota; Viridiplantae; Streptophyta; Magnoliopsida; Aquifoliales; Aquifoliaceae.